AUGGCCCCCAAGAAGAAGGUCAAUCAUACAAAGAAGAUUGCCAUGGAGCCAGUGGUCACCCAGGUGACCACUGUUACUACUCAGAUGGCAGGAGGAGUGGUGGUGGUGGAGGGCGUGAAGAAGAUCGAGGAGAUGGCUGCACUGGAUAUCGUGCAGCUCAACCACCUCAACCUCCCCCUGCCCCCUCCCAUCAUCAAGCCCGGAGAAAAGGGCCUGGGUCUGGGCUGUGAGGUGACACGCCCCCUCCACGGCAAUGCCCUGCUGGAGGAGCUGAGCCGCAUGCGCCAGGAGCGCUUCCUCACCGACCUGGAGCUAGCCUGUAAGACCAAGGCCUUCGACGUGCACAAGCUGGUCAUUUCUUCCGUCAGCCAGUACUUCCGGGAGAUCCUGGCCAAGGACCCCGGAAUGAAGCGUCUAGAGCUGUCCUCACUCUCCCCCCUCGGCCUGGCCAACGUGAUCACCUUUGCCUACCUGGGCCGCGUCCACAUGUCCCUGUACACCAUCGGCUGCACUGUGUCAGCUGCUGCCACCCUCCAGAUCCCCCAGCUGCUCCAGAUGUGCAUGGACUUCCUGCUGGCCGAGAUGAACGUGCAGACGUGCGUGUACGUGUGGAACAUCGCCGCCGCCUACGGCCUGAUUCCCGUUCGUGACGCAGCCCGCCGCUUUGUGCUGGAGAACUUUGUCGCGUUCACCGAGACACCGCUGUUCAACCAGCUGACCCUGGAACAGAUCACAGCCUUCCUCCAGGAGGACAGCCUGCUUCUGCCAUCUGAAGUCACUGCCUUCCAGUUGGCCAUGAAGUGGCUGGACUUCGACCCCAAGCGUCAGGUGCACGCCGCCGAGCUGCUGUCCCACGUGCGCUUCGAGACCAUCCCUGCCAGCGAGCUGGUCAGCGAGAUCCAGCCUGUGGCGAGGAUGAUGAUGGACCCUCACUGCCACCGCCUGCUAGUGGAUGCCAUGAACUACCACCUGCUGCCCCACCAACAGAACACGCUGCAAUCUCGUCGCACGCAGGUGCGUGGAGGACAGGCCACCCUGCUGACUGUUGGGGGGCGUCCCUCCAUCACCGAGCGGGCACUGAGCAGAGUGGUGCUGUGGAGAGAUCCACGUGAGGGUGCGGCCACCUGGCGACACCUGUCCCAGCUGCCCGCUAAGAGCUUCAACCAGUGUGUGGCUGUGAUGGACGGCUUCCUGUACGUGGCAGGGGGAGAGGACCAGAACGAUGCACGCAACCAGGCCAAGCACGCUGUCAACACCCUCAGCAGGUACGACCCUCGCUUCAACACCUGGCUGCAUCUGGCUAGCAUGCGCCAGCGCCGCACCCACUUCAGCCUCGUAGCCACCGGCGGGCGCCUGUACGCCGUUGGCGGCCGCAACGUGGAGGGCCUGCUGGCCACCACCGAGAGCUACCUGCCCUCCUCCAACACCUGGCAGCUCAAGACGCCCAUGGAGAUGCCACGCUGCUGCCACGCCAGUGCCGUGCUGCCUUCCGGAGACAUCCUGGUGACCGGCGGCUACAUCAACUGCGCCUACUCGCGCUCCGUGGCCUGCUACAACAUUGAGACGGACACCUGGAGUGAGAAGGCCAGCCUGGAGACCCCCCGAGGCUGGCACUGCUCCUCCACCCUGGGAGGGAAGGUGUAUGUGGUGGGUGGUAGCCAGCUGAGCCCCAGCGGAGACCGUGUGGAUGUCCUGUCCAUGGAGGUGUUCUCCCCAGAGAACAGCGAGUGGAGCCGGGUCUCCCCCCUGCCCCUGGGCGUGAGCACGGCAGGCCUGUCGCCGCUCAGGGAACAACUGUACCUACUGGGUGGCUGGAAUGAGGCCGAGAAGCGCUACAAGGCGGCCGUGCAGAAGUACACCCCGGCAACUGACAGCUGGUCCAUGGAGGAGAAUCUGCCUGAGGCCACUGUGGGCGUGUCCUGCUGCACCCUGACUCUCCCACCCCGCCACACCCCCCGCAGGCAACAGCACCGCAACACCCCAGCAACCAAAGAGGAGCAGCUACUGCCACAGAGAGAGAGCAGUGUGGCCCCACAGCCCAUCACUGCCUGA
This is a messenger RNA of Salvelinus namaycush (lake trout), 2052 nucleotides long. RefSeq names its product kelch-like protein 31. The coding region runs from base 1 to 2052 and encodes 683 amino acids. Gene Ontology annotation, molecular function: protein binding. The record is from RefSeq and is a predicted model, not a curated record. Gene Ontology annotation, cellular component: nucleus; cytoplasm. The transcript has 5 exons. NCBI's taxonomy places the organism in Eukaryota, Metazoa, Chordata, Actinopteri, Salmoniformes, Salmonidae.